UUUGGGUAUAAGCGAGUUUUUAAACUAUUAAUUAUUGUUACUAAACAUCUAAAAUUUGUAAAUUUUCAGGUGGAGGUUAUUUUCCAUGGCGCCGCUACAGUGAGGUUUGACGAGCCCUUGAAGACAGCUGUGGAAAUCAACAUCAGAGGAACCCGUGAUAUGUUGAAGCUUGCCCGAGGAUGCAGCAAGCUGAAGGCUUUCGUACACAUCUCAACAGCAUACAGUAACUGCGUACAGGAUCAGAUCUCUGAAAAGUUUUACGAGAGCCCUCUCCCGGGAGACAAGCUUAUAGACAUUGUGGAAACCAUGGAUGUGAAGACAAUUAACAAUAUUACGCCCGGAUUACUUGGAGAUUUCCCGAACACUUAUGCUUACACCAAGGCUGUAGCUGAGAACAUUGUUCAGGAGUACUCCAAGGGCUUACCGGUAGCUCUGUUCAGACCAGCGAUAGUUAUUGGUACUUCAAAAGAACCGGUUGCUGGUUGGAUUGACAAUGUUUACGGACCUACUGGUGUGGUGGUAGGGGCAGCAGUCGGUCUCCUCCACGUGUUAAACUGUAACCCCAAGGUCUUAGCCGACCUGGUGCCCGGAGACAUGGUGGUGAAUGCCUGUAUAGCAGCCGCCUGGAAGACGGCACGGGAGUACCCCAGCAACCACGAGGACGCACCACCACCAGACCUGCCCCCACCAGUCUAUAACUACGUGUCCUCAGAGCAAAACCCUUUGACUUGGGAGAAAUUCAUGAAAUACAACGAGAUCUACGGGUUCCAAGUACCAACGAUCCAAGCAGUCUACUACUACCUAUUCCACAUCACAUCUUCUAAGUUCUUCUACACUCUGUUCUGCUUCCUUCUGCACUGGAUACCUGCUUACAUCAUCGAUGGUAUUGCUGUUCUUAUCGGGAAGAAACCAAUGUUAAGAAAAGCCUAUAGAAAAAUAACAAAAUUCUCCGAAGUGAUGGCGUACUUUGCAACGCGAGAAUGGAAAUUUGACAACUCAAAUACUCAGAAACUUUACAGCGAGCUCUGUGAUGCUGAUAAGCAUCUUUUUGACUUCGAUAUGAGUGCUUUGGACUGGAAUGAUUACUUCUACAGCUAUAUCCGUGGAGUCCGAGUAUAUCUGUUGAAAGACCCCGUGGAAACUGUCCCGGAAGGUCUAAAAAAGUUGAACAGACUUAGAAUGUUGCAUUAUACGUUCUGCGGCAUCCUUGGACUGCUCUUCUUGAGGGCUAUAUGGGCAGUUUUAAGUACAUUCUUCUAGUUUUUAAAUAGUUUUUCAUUUUUGUGAUUAUCCAAAGUUUUGUUUGGUAAAAGUGUGUUGCUGUUGGAAACUUUAAACAGUCGU
This is a messenger RNA of Trichoplusia ni (cabbage looper), 1344 nucleotides long. RefSeq names its product fatty acyl-CoA reductase wat-like. The transcript is spliced from 7 exons. The annotation marks the transcript as partial. The record is from RefSeq and is a predicted model, not a curated record. Gene Ontology annotation, molecular function: alcohol-forming very long-chain fatty acyl-CoA reductase (NADP+) activity. Gene Ontology annotation, biological process: long-chain fatty-acyl-CoA metabolic process. NCBI's taxonomy places the organism in Eukaryota, Metazoa, Arthropoda, Insecta, Lepidoptera, Noctuidae. Gene Ontology annotation, cellular component: peroxisome.